This is a messenger RNA of Xiphias gladius (swordfish), 6733 nucleotides long. It is a transcript of the gene col4a1, whose product is annotated as collagen, type IV, alpha 1. Gene Ontology annotation, molecular function: extracellular matrix structural constituent. Gene Ontology annotation, cellular component: basement membrane; collagen trimer. The transcript is spliced from 52 exons. The record is from RefSeq and is a predicted model, not a curated record. The coding region runs from base 149 to 5074 and encodes 1641 amino acids. Lineage: Eukaryota; Metazoa; Chordata; Actinopteri; Istiophoriformes; Xiphiidae.
GGACCAAGAUGCAGCCAAACGUGCUGCCCGUGCUCCGUCGAUAAACCGCGAAUUACCUGAAGAAAUCUCACCAGAGGCGCUCAACAGGUGGUUGUUUUGUGGGCACUCUGCACUGUUGCGCACAGAGCCUCCACUGCGCACCGCCACGAUGCUGUUACCGUCCGGCACCCUGCUACUGCUGGCGGCUCUCUACUCAAGUGUAGACUUGACAGGGGCUGAGGGUUGCGGGCCUUCUUGUGGAAAAUGUGACUGCAGUGGUGUGAAAGGAGCAAAGGGUGAGCGGGGAUUUCCUGGUCUUCAAGGUAAUAUGGGAUUCCCAGGGAUGCAGGGACCUGAGGGGCCUCCAGGGCCAAUGGGCCACAAGGGAGAUCUGGGUGAACCUGGGGCUCCUGGACUGAAAGGAGUGAGGGGUCCCCCUGGUCUGCCAGGUUUCCCAGGAAACCCAGGACAACCAGGCAUCAAUGGACACGAUGGCCCACCAGGUCCACCAGGUAUCCCAGGAUGCAAUGGGACUAAAGGAGAUAUGGGAAGGGAUGGCAGUCCUGGUUUUCCUGGUCUUCAAGGACCUCCAGGCAUCCCAGGAUUUCCUGGAAUGAAGGGUGACCCUGGUGGUGUGAUUGGGAUUGAUAUCCAGAAGGGAGAAAGAGGAUUCCCUGGCAAUCCUGGAUUACCUGGAUCAAUUGGACCUCCUGGACCUACCGGACCUCCAGGACUUCGUGGCUAUCAUGGACCCAAAGGUGAUCCUGGCCCUCCUGGCCCUCCAGGAGAGAAGGGUGACAAGCUGGCUUUUGUGAGUGAGAAAGGAGAAAAGGGUGAGCCAGGAUUUCGUGGCCCACCCGGUCCCCCUGGACCUCCAUCAAUGGGUGUGGAAGGAGGACAUACCACAGUACAUAUACCUGGACCACCGGGAGACAGAGGACUUCCUGGAGAGAAAGGAGAUAAAGGCUUUUGCAUCCCGUAUCUCGAUGGCAUGAAAGGUGAACCCGGCCCGCCUGGACCAAGAGGUAAACCUGGCAAGGAUGGAGAGGGUGGGCCAAAGGGAGAAAAAGGCUUUCCAGGAAUUCCUGGAAACAUUGGUUCCCAGGGUGAAAAAGGAGAAAAAGGACCACCAGGUUUUGUUAAUGGUGCCCCUGGUCCUCCUGGUCCUCCUGGUUUCCCAGGGUUACAAGGAGAAAAAGGUUUUCCUGGGCCUCAGGGAGAGGCAGGUCCACCAGGCCGCCACACUGAAGGGCCUCGAGGAGAGAAGGGUGAGAAGGGAGACGAGGGUGUGAAAGGAGACAGGGGUAUAGAAGGAGAGUCUCUGGUUGGACCUCCAGGACAACCAGGGGUCACUGGACCCCCUGGACCCCCAGGACUCCCAAUCGACGAUAAUGACUGUAACAUCGAGAAAGGCUCUCCUGGCCCACCUGGACCUCCAGGGUUACAAGGGGAAGUGGGACAGAAAGGUGACAAAGGAGAUACCUGUGUUCAGUGUGAAUCUUUUGGCCCACCUGGAUUACCUGGUCCCCAGGGGCCUAAAGGAGAGCAUGGACCUCCUGGGCCAGUAGGAAGCAAAGGAGAAAAGGGUCAAUCUGGUGCUCCUGGACAACCUGGAAGACCUGGUAUUCAAGGAACUCCUGGGUUGAUGGGGGCUCCUGGGGCUAUUGGUGAGCCCGGGGACAUUUUCAUAGCUCCUGGUCUGAAGGGAGACAAAGGUCUUCCUGGUCCUGCUGGUUCACCAGGGCAACCAGGAUUGGAUGGACAGCCAGGGAUUGAUGGCCUCCCCGGUAUACCUGGCCUCAAAGGAGAACCUGCCAAAGAGGGCAUUAAGGGUGAGCGUGGACCAGGUGGGGAUCCUGGUCUUAUUGGGCCCCCGGGAGAGAGGGGUCCCCCUGGUCUGCCAGGCAUUGGUCAACCGGGAGAAAGUGGAGAGAAAGGCAGUCAAGGGAGACCAGGACUUCCUGGAACUCCCGGACAACCUGGUGCCAAAGGUGAGCCAGGUGUAGGUAUAAGCACUCCAGGUCCUCAGGGAGUACCUGGACCACGAGGAGAAACUGGCAGACCUGGACUUCAAGGGGAUAGAGGCCCGGUGGGAGACUCAGGGUUGCCAGGUUUCCCUGGACAGAAGGGUGAACAAGGACCCCCUGGAAUUGGUUUUCCAGGCCCAACGGGUCAAAAAGGAAUCAGUGGAAUUCCAGGAGCUCCAGGAUUAAAAGGAGAGCCAGGAAGACCAGGACAGAGUGGCUUGACUGGACAACCUGGUCUACUUGGACAAAAAGGUGAACCAGGACAGGGUCUUCCAGGCCCAAAAGGUUCGCAGGGCCUCCCAGGACUUCCUGGCUUCCAGGGAGAGAAGGGUAACAUUGGGCUUCCUGGUAUUCCUGGAAGGGAGGGCGAGACAGGACCACCAGGACCUCAGGGAAUCAAAGGUGGCGUGGGACCCCCAGGGCCUCCUGGAUUGGUUGGCUUACCAGGUGCACCAGGAAAAGGCUCACCUGGAGCUCCCGGACCACAGGGACCAACUGGAGAGCCUGGACCACACGGUAAUGACGGUCUAAAGGGAGAAAAGGGCUUCCCUGGUCCUCCUGGUCUGGACAUGCCAGGACCUCAGGGAGAAAAGGGAAUCCCCGGAUUCCCAGGACCCACAGGCUCUAAAGGGUUGCCAGGGCCUCCAGGUUUACCAGGCAGGGAUGGGCUGAUAGGAAACCAAGGUCCUAAAGGUGAAAUGGGGGUCAUUGGGACACCAGGAAUACCGGGUUUUCCCGGACGACCUGGCACACCUGGAUCUCCUGGUCUGAGAGGUGAUCCCGGUAUUACUGGACCAAGAGGUGAUAUUGGAGAGCCUGGACCUAAAGGAGAAAGGGGAGAACCAGGGCUUCAGGGACCUCCUGGGAACAUGAGCAAAGUCGACAUGGAGCACAUGAAGGGGGAGAAGGGAGACAUCGGAGACGCAGGUAACCCUGGGGUCACUGGAGAGAAGGGCUACCGUGGAGUUCCUGGAGACCCUGGAAUGCCAGGCAAAGAUGGAGAGCAUGGAUUACCUGGACAUCCAGGUGACAAAGGAGACCCUGGCUUUCCUGGAGAGCCUGGCAGUAUGGGACCACCUGGACAGAAGGGCAGCGUAGGAGAGAUGGGAAUACCAGGUGGGACUGGUCCAAAAGGUACUAAAGGAGACAUUGGUACACCGGGACAUCCAGGAUUCAGAGGCACAGAAGGACAGAAAGGAGACAGGGGAGCAGCUGGUGAGCCAGGUAUCGGGAUCCCAGGACAUCCAGGAGAAAAGGGUCAGACAGGCCAGCCAGGAUUCCCAGGAUCACCGGGAGAGAAGGGUCAGAAGGGUCAUGAGGGUAUGCCUGGCAAACCAGGAACGCAAGGAGCCAAAGGAGAAAAAGGAACCAUCGGGUAUCCAGGUCAGCCAGGCAGACCAGGUGAAAAGGGUAUCCCUGGGCUUCCUGGGUCUGCAGGAGAACCUGGUCAUGAAGGCCGGCCUGGUGAAGGCGGCUUGCAGGGACCUCCUGGUCUUCCCGGAGAGAAGGGAGAGCCUGGGGUGGAUGGCAUCCCUGGAUCCUCAGGGGAGAGGGGAGACCCAGGUUUACCUGGCCUAGGUUUACCCGGGUCACCUGGAGUGCUUGGAAACAAAGGUGACAAAGGUAGUCCUGGCUUCCCUGGCACUCCAGGUCAGCCAGGUGUCCCUGGUAUCAAAGGCGACAAGGGAAUUCCAGGCCAACAGGGGCCACAGGGUGAGCCAGGAGAGAGGGGGAUCCAAGGUACUUCUCUAGAGGGCCCUAAGGGAGAAAGGGGAGAAACAGGACAACCUGGAGAAGCAGGAUCCCCAGGAGCACCAGGGCCUGUUGGUGUGCCAGGCAAACAUGGCCAAAAGGGAGAGAAAGGAGAUCAGGGUCUCCCUGGUUUCCAGGGAGAGAUAGGACAUAAGGGUGACUCUGGAUCUCCUGGACUUCCUGGACAAGCUGGCCUGCCAGGUAUCGAUGGACAGAAGGGAGAGAGGGGAUCACAGGGUGUCCCAGGCUUCCCGGGUGCAAAGGGUAAUGUCGGGGACGGUGGAUUCAAAGGAGAGAUUGGAGACAGAGGAUUCCCAGGAGAAAAAGGUAAUGAAGGCCCUCCUGGUCCCCCUGGCCCUCAUACCUUCAUCAAAGGAGACAUCGGGUUCCCAGGAAUUCAAGGUCUUCCAGGACCACAGGGGCCGUCUGGGUUCCCUGGACAGAAAGGACAGCAAGGUAUGACAGGUAUUCCAGGGCCAAAAGGUGAAGAAGGCCUCCCUGGAUAUCAUGGUCAUCCUGGAGCCAAAGGAGAGGCUGGCCUUCCAGGGCCACAAGGACCCAGAGGACACCCAGGCCCCCCGGGACCUGAUGGUGUUCCAGGUCAAGCGGGUCCACCUGGCCCCUCCUCCAUGGAUCAUGGUUUCCUGGUCACCCGUCACAGCCAAUCGGUGGAGGUUCCACUUUGUCCCAAGGGAACCUCUGUCAUAUAUGAUGGGUACUCCUUGCUCUACGUACAAGGCAACGAACGGUCUCAUGGACAGGACUUAGGUACGGCAGGCAGCUGUUUAAGAAAGUUCAGCCCCAUGCCCUUCCUGUUCUGUAACAUCAACAACGUGUGCAACUUUGCCUCUCGUAAUGACUACUCCUAUUGGCUCACCUCCCCUGAGCCCAUGCCCAUGAGCAUGGCGCCUAUCACUGGCCAAAGCAUCAAACCCUUCAUCAGCAGGUGUGCUGUGUGUGAAGCCCCAGCCAUGGUGAUAGCAGUUCACAGUCAGACCAUCAUGAUCCCUCCAUGCCCUCACGGCUGGGACUCUCUGUGGAUUGGCUACUCCUUUGUAAUGCACACCAGCGCUGGUGCUGAGGGUUCAGGCCAGGCUCUGGCCUCUCCUGGUUCCUGUCUGGAGGAAUUCCGCAGUGCUCCAUUCAUCGAGUGUCACGGGCGUGGAACCUGCAACUACUACGCCAACUCCUAUAGCUUCUGGCUUGCCACCAUCGAAGACAAUGAGAUGUUUACGAAACCUGUCCCAACAACGCUAAAAGCGGGCAGUCUCAGAACACACAUAAGCCGCUGUCAGGUGUGCAUGAAGAGGACAUAAACCACAACACCAGAGUGCUCCCUCCUAACAUGCAAGCAACACCGCAUACGCUGACAUCCUCAACUUGGCUUUACUUUCUGUUUUGAAAGGAUGGUGCUAUUUCCCUGCAUGUGUGAGAGGAGAGGGACAGAGACAUGGUUUGCAGAACAGCCAGAGAUUGAACUUUACACACCAGAACACAGAGACCAAGCGGCCUUUUGCUUCAUGCAGAAACACUUAACUAACAUGAUCACAACAUGUCUCUAAAGAAUGGCACCCAGUUUACCACUGCACUGAGUACAUGCCCCCUGGUAAACUCGUGUUCAUUUUGAAAGGUUUGUUUGUGUAAGUCAGGUGCUAUUGAAUCUUACUUAUCCGCCUUAUUCCAUUUUUUUUUUAAAUUUCCUUUCCCUGCAAGUGCUACAGCAUUCAAAGAUAUAGCUACAUUAAUAUUAUACAUUUUCACACCUUAUAACUUGUACUAAUGUAAAGGAUGGGACUUACCACUGGUUACAGAAGCUUGUCAUUUUCUUAAAUCACAAUAUGUUGCCACCACAGAUAUAUAACAAUCACUCUGUUGUAAAUAUAAUGCAUUCCUCUCUAACACAGUUCAACAUACUCUCCUCAGGUUAUUAUUGACUUACUUUGUGUGUUAUUAGCUCAAUUUUUAUUUAUAAGAUUUAUGAGAAUAUGUUGGACUUGAGUGUAUCUGAGAUUUCACUGAUCCAAAAACAGUGUUUCAACAACUGACAACCAGCGCAUACAAAAUAGCACUGAAAAAGCAUUGGCAAGUGUGUGUGUGUGUGUUUGUGUAUGUAUGUGCUUGAGUGUGAAGACAUGAGUGCAUUUGGGCUGCUUGGAAGUGGUGUGUGUUACGACUUUUGCAAAUGUAUUGUUAAUCAACCCUGUUGUUGAAAUAAUUCUAAACCAAUGCACACAAAUGAAUAGACAAAAAAGGAAAAUCACCUUUCCUAUACCUUUAAUCUGUCAGAACAUUGUGUAGAAGAGCUGUGUGUUAAAGAAUUUACUCCUCUCACAUUAAGUGAACCAAAUCUUUCUGAUCGUUGAUCCCAAGGAAAUGCACAUGUAUAUAUACUUACACAUAGCAUGUACUUGCUAUUCUGCUCAUAUACUUGACUGUUCCCGUGUGUGAAUUACUUUUUCUAUCCCUGUUGAUUUUAUGCAAAAAUUAUUUUUGAUUAAGAGUAAAGGGGUUAUCAUGUCAUGGCUGCACAUUCAAGUCAAACUCAUACAGAUGAGGAGGAUUGUAUUUAUAAGUGUCUCUGCAGGUUGAGAAGUUUUAAAAGGUCUUAACAUAGGUCUGUGUUUUGUAUACAGCAUUCUGAAAUAACAUUCAUGUGUUGAUACUAGAAAGGCCUAUUGGACCCCAAACAUAGUUUCUGUGUCCCUUUCAGAGCAAUUAAAAGAUGAUAACUUUUCUACUGUUAAAGUUAUAGCAAUUACUCUACACUGACCAUAACCUGUUUUUGUUCGUGUGUUUUGCUUGGUUGUGAUAAAAUACUCCAUGAAGUACAUACAGUAUUAGCAACAUUUGCCAUCAAAUCUGAUUAACAAAUAGAAAAAAAAACAUAUACAUUGACAUUUUAUAUUUUUCCAGAUCCCAUUCUGUGUAAUUCCUGCAAUAAAGUGAUUUGGAGAAUAAUCUUAUUAAUUAACUUA